Dissoconium aciculare CBS 342.82 is the source of this 1128-nucleotide messenger RNA. Its product is annotated as putative pyruvate formate lyase activating enzyme. Bases 1 to 1128 code for a protein of 375 amino acids. The transcript has a single exon. Gene Ontology annotation, molecular function: iron-sulfur cluster binding; catalytic activity. NCBI's taxonomy places the organism in Eukaryota, Fungi, Ascomycota, Dothideomycetes, Mycosphaerellales, Dissoconiaceae. The record is from RefSeq and is a predicted model, not a curated record.
AUGUUCGCACGACGCAUCUUGAGCGGAGUGCGACGGCCAGCAACCACGAACCCGAUUAGUCAGCGGUUUCAGCGUCGGGAAGUCCGCCUGGGACCACCAUUUCUUUUGGACGUUUAUACCCCCAGAUACCAGCUACUGUCGUCUGUCGACGAGGCCAAAAAGAGAUCUCAAGCAUACGCGCACCUCAACAAUUGCAAUCUAUGCCCUCAUCAGUGCGGUGUGAAUCGGUUUGAGAAGCGUGGAAGGUGCCUCAUCGGUUCGGACGUGGUCGUGAGCACCAUCGCGCCCCAUUUCGGAGAAGAGCCAUGUAUACAAGGGCACAACGGGUCUGGAAGCGUCUUCUUCUCCGGCUGUAAUCUACGCUGUGUAUUCUGUCAGAACCACGAUAUCGCGCAUCAGAGAAAUGGCUUCAGUUUGACACCAGAAGAGCUGGGCGAGUGGUAUAUCAAGUUGCAGGAUGUUGGAAAUGUACACAAUAUCAAUCUAGUCACACCGGAGCAUGUAGUCCCCCAAGUUGCUCUCUCGAUAUUGCAUGCCAGGAACCUAGGUCUGCGCGUCCCAAUCAUCUACAACACAUCUUCCUUCGAUUCUCUUGAGUCUAUCGCACUGAUGGACGGGCUUGUGGAUAUCUAUCUCGCAGAUUUCAAGGUUUGGGAAACAACCACGUCCAAGCGGCUACUCAAGGCGAAUGACUAUGCACAAGUUGCCAAGGAGUCUAUCAAAGCCAUGCAAGACCAAGUAGGUGAUCUUUGCUUCACCGCCGACGGCAUAGCCAAGCGAGGAUUAUUACUGAGGCACUUGGUAAUGCCUGGGUAUGAGGAGGAGGGUCGUUGCAUUGUGGAAUGGUUGGCUCAAAAUGUGAGUCGAGAUCUCUACAUACACAUUAUGGAACAGUAUUUUCCCAGAGCACAUGUUGGCAAGAGUCGACGCAUCGGACGUACCGAGACGCAAAAGAUUUUAAACUCCGAUAAAUCUACCAGCGAAGAGGAUGUGGCAGAACAUAUUCGAUACGCUGAUAUCAACCGCGCCGUCAAACCUCAAGAGGUUGAAAGUGUGACUGCCUUUGCGCGAUCGGCAGGACUCUGGAGACUUGUUGAAGCUGCUGAGCAUGGCGGUUUCAACAUUUGA